AUGGCCGAUACCCCAAUGGAGGAGAAGAAGGUGCACGACAUAGACCUCGAUCUCGAUCUCGAUCAACAACACGACGCACCCCAACCCGGGCCCUCCCACGACCGCCGCACCAGCAUCGCAGAUACCUCCCACUAUGCCCGUCCACGGCCCUUCCACAUUCCACGCCAUGUCUCCCACAGCUACCCGGCCUUCAAGCACAAGCAGGAGUGUGCCCUCAAGAUUGCCAUGCAGGACUUGGAGCACGAGAUGAAGAAGAGCACGGGCGUGGUGUAUCUCGCCCUGGACAGUCAGACGCUGACCUUGCACAAAAGCCAGAGCAAGCUCUCCCAGCAAGAGCUCGCCGAUCUGCAGAAAGCCACACAUUUCGACAAGAAGGAGCUGCAACAAUGGUAUAAAGGUAUGGACCGCUGUGCAAGCACGUGUUGGGAAUGGUAUUUGACUGGGCGACAGGCUUCCUCAAGGACUGCCCCUCGGGCAUGCUCACCAAAUCCGAAUUCCAAAAAAUCUACAAACAGUUCUUCCCCUUCGGCGAUCCUUCCUCCUUUGCAGAUUACGUCUUCAACGUCUUCGAUGCCGACAAGAGUGGGAGUAUCGACUUUAAGGAGUUCAUCUGCGCUCUGUCUGUCACUAGCAGAGGGAAGAUGGAGGACAAGCUUGAUUGGGCCUUUCAACUGUACGACAUUGACGGAGACGGCAAGAUAAGCUACGACGAAAUGUUGGCCAUCGUUGAAGCAAUCUAUAAAAUGGUCGGUAGCAUGGUAAAACUGCCGGAAGACGAAGAUACACCCGAGAAGCGCGUAAAGAAGAUUUUCAGGAUGAUGGACAAGGACGAGAACGGCAGUCUGGAUAUGGCAGAGUUCAAGGUAAGGGAACAUACAUUGUGCCCUGUAGAUUGGCCUGAGCAAUGCUGACCGUAUCACAGGAGGGCAGUAAGCGCGACGAAACCAUUGUGUCGGCGCUAUCACUCUACGACGGACUGGUAUGA
Lecanosticta acicola is the source of this 985-nucleotide messenger RNA. Lineage: Eukaryota; Fungi; Ascomycota; Dothideomycetes; Mycosphaerellales; Mycosphaerellaceae. The record is from the annotation of a GenBank genome assembly.